Molecule: messenger RNA, 312 nt
Organism: Clonostachys rhizophaga
Lineage: Eukaryota; Fungi; Ascomycota; Sordariomycetes; Hypocreales; Bionectriaceae
Source: the annotation of a GenBank genome assembly
AUGGCAGAGAAGAAGAUCCUAGUUCUCUGGAGAUGCAUGGUUGCAGGACCCUGCAUCGACUACCUGCUUCGCUACGAAUACAACACAGUUACCGUGGCCCGGCUAGUCCGCGGACGGCCCCGAGUGAUGACCAUACCUUGGGACAUGGCAGACCCCGACCUCGACCACCAUAUCGCAGCCCACAACCUUGUCUUCUCAAUGGUUCCGUUCAUGUAUCAUGUCGACAUUGUUCGCUCCGCCAUAAGGGGAAAGACCGACGUCGCCAUAAGCGGGCACACCCCCCUGCUGUUAAGAGCCUCGAAGCGGCAGUGA